Molecule: messenger RNA, 1066 nt
Organism: Perognathus longimembris pacificus (Pacific pocket mouse)
Lineage: Eukaryota; Metazoa; Chordata; Mammalia; Rodentia; Heteromyidae
Gene: Cd8b
Product: CD8b molecule
Exons: 6
Coding region: 1-618 (205 amino acids)
Biological process (GO): regulation of immune response
Cellular component (GO): cell surface
Molecular function (GO): MHC class I protein binding; coreceptor activity
Source: RefSeq, a predicted model, not a curated record
AUGAAGCCCUGGCUUUGGCUCGUCCUGGCAGCUCUCUGUGGCGUCCUUGCCUCCCAGCAAGCCCCUGAACUGGUGCAGGUUCUGAGCAACGAAUCAGUGUCGCUGGACUGCCGGUUGAAAUCCAGCCAUAGCAAUACGAACACCUACUGGCUGAAAUGGCAGCAGGCCCCCAGCGAUGGCCCUCACUAUGAGGCCCUGGCUUCCUGGAAGACCGGAAAAGUUACGAUUCACAGCUCAGGGGCAACAAAGGAGAAGCUAACUUUGUCUCAGGAGCCAGCCAAGUCCACUCUGAGACUCAGGGAUGUGACGCCUGCAGACAGUGGCAUCUACUUGUGCAUGACCGUGGGGCACCCCGAGCUGACCUUCAGUCAGAGCAUUCGGCUGAACGUGGUGGAUGCUCUUCCCACCACUAUCCAACCCACCAGGAGGACCCCCAGGAAGAAAAUGUGCAGGUUCCCCAACCCAGGACCCCAGAAGGGCCCAACAUGUGGUCUCAUCCCCCUCAGCCUGAUGGGGGCUGGGAUCCUGGUUCUGCUGGUGUCCCUGGGUGUGAGCAUGCGCCUUUACUGCCUGCGAAGGAGAGCCCGGCUUCACUUCAUGAAACAGUUUCACAAAUAAUCAGAGACUGUGCUCUUGGCAUCCGGCUACGAAAAGACUGUGGUCAGUAAUGUGCGAGAUCUGGGCAAACGAGAGAAAAGGACACCUGCAGUGACCAUGGUCCCACCGCCCUGCUCAGGCUUCCUGCAUCACACCGCUGCUAGCUCUUUCUAUGGACCUCAAGCACAGGGCCACUUGUGGCUGAGCCGUGGGGAGUCUUAGAAAGGGGGCUCUAGGACACUUGCAAGUGAGCUGGAGAACUAAGAACAGCCUCCACGACAACACAUUCAGCUCCUGUACUUGUCCUGGGUGGAUGGGACCUUGAGUGGUGACUGUCAGGCCACCAUCUGUGAAACUUGCUUUGUCCUGGUAGGGUAGUGCCAUUGGCUCUUGGGUUACCUGUGGGAUGCAAUGGGGAUAAGAGCCCCAGGACUUCCCAAUCAUACAGCCAUGUGAGUCUCCCAGGUCU